GACAAAUCACAGCUUGAGCUGCGGGCCAAUCCAUCGGAAAGCAGAUGUCAAGAUCAGCACAACUAGAACCCGCCUUCUUCCCUCAAGAGUGACGACACACUACCGCGUUCCGACAACUUACUACCACUCCUUUAGCUCCUGCAGCCUUAUACGAUCAGUCAGGAGCGGCUCAAGAAGUCUACGCGUACAGCUCUAGCUGAGGGCUAGGGCAGCGGUAAGCGGACGCAAUGAUCAGCAUAAGUAGACCACUUCCCUGUCUCUUGUCUACCAUCAAACACGUCUUCAUUACUUGGUCUGCGGCACUGUCGCUCCUCGUCUGCCAUGGACACUGCGUCCGUCAUCUCGAGUCUUUCAAGCGUUAAGCGCCAGAACUUUGCGAACGAUGAGUCUGCACGUGUUCACGCACUGGGGGAGGCAAGAGCGCUCAUGCUACGUCUGCAGAGACCAUGGGAAAGGGUCUACGACAUGAUGUGGCUCGAUCCGAUUACCAGUGUUACCGCCAAGAUCAGCGCUGACAUGGGUAUCUUUUCGGCUCUGAGCGCGCAACCGCAGACAUCGCACGAUCUCGCAUCAAAGACAGGCACCGAUGGUGCCUUGGUGACUCGGUUCUGUCGUUUACUGGCCGCUCGCCAGAUUAUCAAGGAAGAUGAUGUCGACAAGUUUUCCCAUCUCGAGUUCUCGGAGGCGCUGGCAGAUCCCAACGGAGUCGUCAACGGCAUACACCAUCAUUACGACCUUCCUGCUCUGUAUGCCCCCAAAGCGCCAGCAUAUUUCCGCGAAACAAAAUAUGUCAAUCCGACAGACGCCGAGCAUCCUCCGUGGCAAACACUUAUGGGCUCUCAGAGCUUCUGGAACUACAUCAAAGAUCGUCCCAGUGUUCUAUCGCACUUUCAAAAGACUUUGGCGUCGCUGACCGGCGAGACAGGAGCUUGGACGGAGAUGUAUUCACCUUCCCAUCUUUUGGAGGGUUACGACCCAGCGACUGCUCUGUGUGUCGACGUAGGUGGCGGGCUAGGCCGUGACAUGCGACACCUUGCGGAAGCCAUCCGGGACUCGCAUAGCAACGCCAAAAUUAUCGUACAAGACCAGGCAUCUGUGAUUGACGUCUCAAUGCAUCAAGCCAACCCGCUCCCGUCCAACAUUGAAUUGGCGGUCCACGACUUUUUCAGGGAGCAACCGGUCAAGGGCGCGCGCGCGUACUUGAUGCACAGUAUAUGCCAUGACUGGCCGGACAGCACGGCGCGUGAGAUCCUAGUCCAGCUUGCAAAGGCGGGCAAGGCCGGUUACAGCAAGGUGUUGCUGGUCGAUGGUGUGGUACCGGAGAAGGGCGCCAGUCCACGAACGGCUCAAAUGGACAUCAACAUGAUGCUGUUGUUCGCAGCCAACGAGAGAACUGAGAAACAAUGGCGAGCGUUAGUGGAAGGAGCGGGACUCAAGUUCGAAAGGAUCUGGAGCAUCGAGGGCGCAAUACAUGUAGUUGUUGAGGCAUCAGUGCUAUAGAAAAAAUAAACGCGAUGCACAC
This is a messenger RNA of Baudoinia panamericana UAMH 10762, 1522 nucleotides long. RefSeq lists its product as uncharacterized. The transcript is spliced from 5 exons. Gene Ontology annotation, molecular function: O-methyltransferase activity. Bases 322 to 1500 code for a protein of 392 amino acids. Lineage: Eukaryota; Fungi; Ascomycota; Dothideomycetes; Mycosphaerellales; Teratosphaeriaceae. The record is from RefSeq and is a predicted model, not a curated record.